Molecule: messenger RNA, 525 nt
Organism: Eurytemora carolleeae
Lineage: Eukaryota; Metazoa; Arthropoda; Copepoda; Calanoida; Temoridae
Product: luc7-like protein 3
Exons: 1
Coding region: 1-525 (174 amino acids)
Source: RefSeq, a predicted model, not a curated record
AUGAAGAACUAUCUGGAUAAGAAUAGGAGAAAAUACAAGGAGAAGAGGACAAACUAUUUGGAUGAGAAAGAACACACAACAUGGACAAGAAGAUGUAAAACAAACUACAUAGACAAGACGAGGACGAACUAUCUGGACAAUGACAAGAAGAGGAAGAACUACCUGGACAAGAGGAGGAAGAACUCUCUGGACAAGAAGAGGACGAACUACCAGGACAAGAAGAGGACGAACUACCAGGACAAGAAGAGAUUGAACUAUCUAGACAAGAAGAGGACAAACUACCUGAAUAAGAAGAGGACAAACUUCCAGGACAAGAAAAGGACGAACUAUCUGGACAAGAGGGGGACAAACUAUCUGGACAAAAAGAGGACGAAAUACCAGGACAAGAGGGGGAAGAACUAUCUGGACAAAAAGAAGAGGAACUACCGGAACAAGAAGAGGACGAACUACCAGGAAAAAAAGAGAACGAACUACCUGGACAAGAAGAGGACGAACUUCAAGGACACGACGAGGACGAACUACUAG